Trachemys scripta elegans is the source of this 4262-nucleotide messenger RNA. It is a transcript of the gene TRPV4, whose product is annotated as transient receptor potential cation channel subfamily V member 4. The transcript has 16 exons. NCBI's taxonomy places the organism in Eukaryota, Metazoa, Chordata, Testudines, Emydidae. Gene Ontology annotation, biological process: calcium ion import across plasma membrane; osmosensory signaling pathway; actin filament organization. Bases 171 to 2780 code for a protein of 869 amino acids. Gene Ontology annotation, cellular component: membrane; cilium. The record is from RefSeq and is a predicted model, not a curated record. Gene Ontology annotation, molecular function: calcium channel activity; protein binding.
AUCACGGCCAGCGCGGGGCGGCCAGUCCCGGCUCUGCGGCGCGCCCCAGAGACCCCAGCGCUCCGGGGGAGACGGGCCGGGCCGGGCCCCUUCGGCUUUAGCUGCGCUCCGCCGGGGAAGCGAACGGAAGGCACACAGGGAGGGGUCGGGGCCCUUCCAAAGCGGGCGGCAUGGCGGACUUGGACGACUCCCCCCGGCUCCACGUUGGGGAGGCCGGCGAGGCCCAAGGCGAAGAGGGCUCCCCUCAGAACGACGCUUUCCCCCUCUCGUCUCUGGCCAACCUGUUUGAGAACGAGGAUGGCCCCUGCCCCGCUGAGGCAGCCCGGCUCCCCCCCGGCUCAGGGGACAGCAAGCAGCAAAACCUGCGUAUGAAAUUCCACGGGGCCUUCAAAAAGGGCGUGCCCAACCCCAAGGACCUGCUGGAGUCCACCAUCUACGAGUCCUCUGUCGUCCCAGGGCCCAAGAAAGCCCCCAUGGACUCGCUUUUCGAUUACGGCACAUACCGCCAGCACCCCAACGAGAACAAGCGCCGGCGCAAGAAGAUAGGGGAGAAGCAGACCCACAGCCCGAAGGCCCCGGCCCCCAACCCGCCUCCAGUCCUCAAGGUGUUUAACCGGCCCAUCCUCUUCGACAUCGUGUCCCGGGGUUCGACCGCCGGCCUGGAGGGGCUCCUCCCCUUCCUGCUGACCCACAAGAAGCGCCUGACCGACGAGGAGUUUCGAGAGCCCUCCACGGGGAAGACCUGCCUGCCCAAAGCGCUGCUGAAUCUGAGCGGGGGCAAAAACGACACCAUCCCCCUGCUGCUGGCCAUCGCGGAGCAGACGGGCAACAUGCGGGAGUUCAUCAACUCGCCCUUCCGAGACGUCUACUACCGAGGCCAGACGGCGCUGCACAUCGCCAUCGAGCGUCGCUGCAAGCACUACGUGGAGCUGCUGGUGGAGAAGGGGGCGGACGUGCACGCCCAGGCACGCGGCCGCUUCUUCCAGCCCAAGGACGAGGGCGGGUACUUCUACUUCGGCGAGCUGCCCCUCUCCCUUGCCGCAUGCACCAACCAGCCGCACAUCGUCAACUACCUCACGGAGAACGCACACAAGCAGGCAGACCUGCGGCGUCAGGACUCGCGGGGCAACACGGUGCUGCACGCCCUGGUGGCCAUCGCUGACAAUACCCGGGAGAACACCAAGUUCGUCACCAAGAUGUACGACCUGCUGCUGAUCAAGUGCGCCAAGCUCUUCCCCGACACCAACCUGGAGGCCCUGCUCAACAACGACGGCCUCUCACCCCUCAUGAUGGCGGCCAAGAUCGGAAAGAUCGGGAUGUUCCAGCACAUCAUCCGCAGGGAGAUCACGGAUGAAGACGCCCGUCACCUCUCCCGGAAGUUCAAGGACUGGGCUUAUGGGCCCGUCUACUCCUCGCUCUACGACCUCUCCUCACUGGACACCUGUGGGGAGGAGGUGUCUGUCCUGGAGAUCCUAGUGUACAACAGUAAGAUUGAGAACCGCCACGAGAUGCUCGCCGUGGAGCCCAUCAACGAGCUGCUGCGCGACAAGUGGCGGAAGUUCGGGGCCGUCUCCUUCUACAUCAGCGUGAUCUCCUACCUCAGCGCCAUGGUCGUCUUCACCCUCAUCGCCUACUACCGCCCCAUGGAGGGCACGCCGCCGUAUCCCUACACAACGACCAUCGACUACCUGCGCCUGGCCGGGGAGAUCAUAACCCUCUUCACCGGAGUCUUGUUCUUUUUCACCAAUCUAAAGGAUCUGUUUAUGAAGAAAUGUCCAGGGGUGAAUUCGUUCUUUAUAGAUGGCUCCUUCCAGCUGCUCUACUUCAUCUACUCGGUGCUGGUGAUCAUCUCGGCAGCGCUGUACCUGGCGGGGAUCGAAGCUUACCUGGCUGUCAUGGUCUUUGCCCUGGUCCUGGGCUGGAUGAACGCACUUUACUUCACCAGAGGCCUGAAACUUACAGGGACCUACAGCAUCAUGAUUCAGAAGAUCCUCUUCAAAGACCUUUUCCGGUUCCUCCUGGUCUAUGUGCUCUUCAUGAUCGGCUAUGCUUCAGCUCUGGUCUCGCUCCUGAACCCCUGUGCCAGUGCCGAGGCCUGCAACAAAGACAAGUCCAACUGCACGGUGCCCGCCUACCCGUCCUGCCGGGACAGCAAGACCUUCAGCAACUUCCUGCUGGAUCUCUUCAAGCUGACCAUCGGCAUGGGCGACCUGGAGAUGAUCGAGAGCGCCAAGUACCCCGGCGUCUUCGUCAUCCUGCUGGUCACCUACAUCAUCCUCACCUUUGUGCUGCUCCUUAACAUGCUGAUCGCUCUGAUGGGGGAGACGGUGGGGCAGGUCUCCAAGGAGAGCAAGCACAUCUGGAAGCUACAGUGGGCCACCACCAUCCUGGACAUUGAGAGGUCCUUCCCGGUGUUCCUGAGGAAAGCUUUCCGCUCGGGGGAGAUGGUCACCGUGGGGAAGGGCACCGAUGGCACGCCGGACCGGAGAUGGUGUUUCAGGGUCGAUGAGGUGAACUGGUCUCACUGGAACCAGAAUCUUGGCAUCAUCAACGAGGAUCCAGGCAAGAACGACACCUACCAGUAUUACGGGUUCUCCCACACAGUGGGCCGGCUGCGCAGAGAUCGCUGGUCGAGCGUGGUGCCCCGGGUGGUGGAGCUGAAUAAGAGCUCGCAGCCGGAGGAAGUGGUGGUCCCGCUGGAGAACAGGGGGACGUCCGACAUGCACGACUGGAAGCAAGGGCAUCCCUCAGGCUGGCGGAAAGAGGACUCCCACAUCUAACAGCAGGGUCAGGCACGAAGAGACAAGUCAACGCUGGCUCUGUCCUCCGCCCGGCCUCUGCUGCCCACCAUGCACAGGCCCCAGCGUGGGGCAGCGGGGCUGAUGCGCACAAUGCAGGCAGGCAGAAACCAACCAGCAACGGAGCUUCUGAAACAGCCUCCCUCCCACCAGCGGCAUGCAGCGCACAGCCGGAGCCCCCUGCUCUCUCCCGGAGCCCUGCGCACGGCCCUUGGGUCCGAACGGACUUGUCCAGCAGGGCCCUGGCUGUCUCAGACACCAGCCGCGGUGAAAUAAUCAUUUUGCUGUUAUUUCCAAGCGCUGAGCCCCUGGCUCCACACCCCUUGAGCCUGACCGUCAUGAAGUGCAGAGCAGGGCUGUAGAGAGAAGAGGGAUUUGCAGGGAAUGUUCAUGAGAUGCUCACAGGACAGCACCCCCAAGCCCUGCGGUGUGCCCAUGCCCUGCUCUCGUCUUGCACAUGCUGGUUUGUGUGUGCGGGGGCCCUGGUGGAGAGACCGGCCGGUGCUGAGAUGCCACGUCACUUCCUGGGCGCCGUGCCAGGGCUGCCCUUGGCACACACUCCCCUGGCUGGGCAGCAGCCAGUCUGUCGGCGUGCAGAGUGUCUCAGUGGGAGCGCCGUGCGUACCCCUGCCCUUGGCACCAGGAUUCCAGCUGCACCGGGAACUGCCCAGUGUCCCCUAGUGAGUGGCACCAGUGAGCUUGUUGUGCACAUGGAACUCCACUCUCAGCCCCAGCCAUGGGCAAAUCUCCAGGGGCGCUGGCAUUUGCUCCCCCAACAAUCGGCUGGGCAGGGGGACGCCAUUGUCCAGCCGACAGACAGCAAUUCUGUCCGAGCUGCCUCCUCCCAGGAGCCGGUGUUCAAGCCUAACCUUUGCUUUCUGCAAACGUCAGUGCUGGCAAACCCGACCCUGCAAAGCCAAAGCACACGGGCCUAGUGCAGAUCCCCCAGCCCUUUCCUAGCCAGGGAUCCGGUCUCUGCCCUCCACCAGCUGAGGGAGAGCCUAGAAAUCAGCUUGCCCAAUGCAGGGAGGUUCCCUACAGCAUGUUCUCUAGGCCUUAGAUCAGCCUGUUUCCAACGUCCUGGGCAACGGGGCUCCCUCCCUCUCCCUGCAGAGGUUGCGUUCACCUUACCGUGGCUCUCUGAAGAGAAGGCCUGGACAGAGGGACUGGUCUGUGUCUCAGGCAGCUCCCCCCUUCGCCCCGCUCAGUGCCACAGGUGCCUUGCAGGCAAAUGGCACGGCUGCCCGUUUCCAUGCGCAAAGUGUGUUAAUCAGUGACCGUUUCCAGUGCUCGCUCCCGACACACCCCGGCUCUGCAGUGGAACAGAGCUGGAGCUCAGUGGUUUGGCUGCCCCAUUCAUUUCCCUCCCUGCGCUGGCGGGACAGGGCUCCGUGCGGUGGAAUCGCUGUUGUUACCCACAGGGCAUUGGCCCUGUUAGCGCCAAGGGGCUUAUCCGUCCAUGGU